AUGUACUCUGGUUACUACACUUUCAAGGAUGUUCAGAAACUGAUGAGGGAUAAUGGAGGAGUUGACUUACAACCUACUAGUACGAACGGUGGGUGUUACAUCAAACCUGGUAGCGGCAAUUCCGUUUGUGUGACAACAUACCUGUCGAGACUUCUCGGGCUAACGAUGGACGACAGUGAG
Paramuricea clavata is the source of this 180-nucleotide messenger RNA. Lineage: Eukaryota; Metazoa; Cnidaria; Anthozoa; Malacalcyonacea; Plexauridae. The record is from the annotation of a GenBank genome assembly.